UCCCAGUCAAAACAAUGCAGUGGAGCAGCUGCGUGUAGCUCUAGCUGUAAACAGCAAAUAUUUAAAAACCUCCCCACGGCCGUCGCGGCGCUCCGAGUCCACCAGCCUGCAGCGGCGUCCCGGCGGGCUUCCGCUGCGUCGUUCCCGGGGCUUAUUUGUCCCCCACAGCGGCCCUUUUGUUUGGCUGGAAAUGGAGACAGCUAGUGGCUGGACGUCAGGGACGGACAGGAGCGGCUGAGCGGUGAAGGAAACCCGGAGUUUGCGUCCAGCUGUCGUCGAUAAACGCGGUAAAAAAAAAAAAAAAGCCUCUGGGCCGGUGACAUGGUGGAGUAGGCGUCGUCUGCGCCGAAGCUGUCCGCGUCCUUCGGCUUCUCUCUGUGUGUCUCUCUCCGCGGGGAGGAUCGCCAUGGCCCCGGGCUCUCUGGUGGCGGCCUGCCGCAGCCUGGCCCUCUCUACGUGGCUGCUCUCCUUCUGCUUCGUCCACCUGCUGUGCCUGGACUUCACCGUGGCCGAGCGGGAGGAGUGGUUCACCGCCUUCGUCAACAUCACCUACAUGGACCCGGCCACCUCGGAGCUGCGCACCGAGAAGACGGAGUGCGGCCGCUACGGGGAGCAGUCGUCCAAGCGGGAGGCCAGGGGGACGGUGGUGCUGCCCGCCGCGCCGCUGGACCGCCAGGCCUGCGACCCCCACACCCGCUUCGCGGUCCCCCCGCAGGCCGCGGCCGGCUGGGUGGCGCUGAUAGCCGGGGGGAACUGCACCUACAAGGACAAGUUCCGCCACGCCGUGGCCCACAACGCCUCGGCGGUGGUGGUCUUCAACGUGGGCUCGGCCAACCCCAACGACACCAUCACCAUGCCCUACCCAGGUGCAGGGGCCGGUGAGGUGGUGGCCAUCAUGAUCCCGGAGCCAAAGGGCCGGGAGGUGGUGGCGCUGCUGGAGCGCAACAUCACGGUGACCAUGACCAUCACCAUCGGGACCAGGAACCUGCAGAAGUACGUGAGCCGGACGUCGGUGGUGUUCGUGUCCAUCUCCUUCAUCGUGCUGAUGAUCAUCUCGCUGGCCUGGCUCGUCUUCUACUACAUCCAGAGGUUCAGAUACGCCAACGCGCGGGACCGCAACCAGCGACGGCUUGGCGACGCGGCGAAGAAGGCCAUCAGUAAACUCCAGCUUCGCACCAUCAGGAAGGGCGACCAGGAGACGGAGUCCGACUUUGACAACUGCGCCGUCUGCAUCGAGGGCUACAAACCCAACGACGUGGUUCGCAUCCUGCCCUGCAGACAUUUGUUCCAUAAGAGCUGCGUGGAUCCGUGGCUGCUGGACCACCGCACGUGUCCCAUGUGUAAGAUGAACAUCCUGAAGGCGCUGGGCAUCGCUCUGAACGCAGACUGCCUGGACGACCUCCCCCUGGACUACGACCUGGCGCUGGGCGGCGUGGCCGGGGUCGGCAUGGGCGGCGUGGGAGCCCUGGCCCUGGAGGCCGUGGUGUCCGGAGCGUCCAGCGACGGGACGCUGAGCGAGGGCGGCUCCUCGGUGGUCCUGGACCCCGGCGUGCGGCGGGUUGGACUCCCACAGGACUACCAGGACCACGACCCCCUGCGAGACAGCCCCAUAACAGCCACCACCGACACCCACACAGGUGAGCUGCAGCCGAUGGCGAGCAGCGCCUCUGUGGCGUCACUGGUCAUUGCCGUGGAAACCGGCCUGUCGGACGAGGAGGGGUCCAUCGAGCAGCCUCAGACGGGCGCCAAGUCCUGAAACCAGCGCAACAGAACCAAGCCAGAACCGGGCCGGGAUAGACCAGACUCAGAGCAGACUUUAAUGGUUCAGAAAGGUCCAGAGAGAGAGACGGCCCGACUGGAAAACCCGCCUGACCCGAACCUGCUUGACGGCCUGGUUCUGGAUCACGUUCAGUUUGAAAUGAAAACCGAUCCAGAACCAGCACCGUGAGGUUUAGACUGGGUUUGGACUCCUGGAGCAGACCCAUUGGGUUCGGGCUCGUAGAAGGCGGACCCAUCUGGACCGUGUUUGUCCCUGUUUCAGUGUUAACCUCCGCUUGUUCUUAGUUCCCCUCAUCCAGAAUCCAGAACCCCUCCUGGUUCCUCCCCCAGAUGAUCCAGUUUACGUCUGCCUCGGUUCUGUUAGCAGAACCGAAUCUUGGGUCCAGACAAGCUGCCUGACAGAACCCAGUCCUUGAUCUCACACGUGGCUGAACAUCUCUUCUCUCAGAAGGACCAGAACCUCAGUGGGACGGGUUCUGUUGUCUCUGGAUCUUCUCCGGCGUCUCCAGGGAAAACCCCAUCCGGACUCUCUCUUUGUUCUGGUCCCGGUUCUCCGGACCUCGGAGGCUCGUCUGCGGGGGACUGACUGGGAUCUUAAACGGACUCGGCGGCCCCCCGGGAGCCGACCCGGCAGUAUUACUUCAACAGUUCGACUGCAGUAUUGACGCGCUGACGCGCGCCUCAGUGUUUCCCCUUUUAGCUUCGGUUUGCUCCGUUAUCGUUGACGUCUGGGUUGAAUCCUUCCUCCGCUGCGUCAGAACCGCGUUUCUUUGUACAUUCAGGGCAGAAAUAAGCAAAGGCUGCGAGACGAAGCAGAAAAACGCUGCUUGGAUCUCUGAAUCAUUAUCAGAAAUGGGUACAAGGUAAAAAAAAAAAAAAGUAGAUUUCCUGCUUAGCCUUUUCUCUCCUUUUUAAACUUUUAGUUUCUGAUCCAGAUGCAUCACAUGACCUCCGUCUCAUGAGAUGCUUCUGGACCUCAGCGUAGUUCCUGGGAGCUUUGGAGCGAGCUCUCCCAUCUGUAUUUGGGUUCGACCUCAGCCCAUCAGCCCAUAUAUUAGCUGGCUGUACGUACCUGUAGAGCGCUAAACUACCCGUUCCACCCAGCUAGCAAGAGCAACUUUAAUAAAAGGACGUGGGGGAAACGGUUUGAAAUCAGCCUGGUUGCAACAAAUCACGCUGAAUCUGCACAGAGAGAGAGAAAAAAAAGCUAAAUGUUUGUUCUUCAAAUCUAUUAAGUUGCAGGACCUGUGAUGAGGUGCUUUUUGUCUCCCUUUGUCCGUUCGACCGAGUUUGUUUCAAAUAUCCCAUAAAGUACUUCAGUAAAUGUGUUUAUGUGUGUCUGGACGUGUAAAUGUGAUGAAGAACUGUUUGUUACCGAGCAUCAAACGCCACCAGGAAACUAACCAGCGUGUGAUAAAAGCAGAACACCUGACUUUUUGUUAGAAGAUGGACAUAUCGAGGUUCUGGGAUGUCCGGAUCGAUACGUUCUGUCCUUGAUGCUGACCUGAGCCAUUUAUUAUCAGGCAUAUCAGCUCCAAGUCCUCUGAUGCGUCGUCAACGUUGGUUAGGGCUGCAUUAAGAGACCGGCAGAUAUGCAGGAGUGCUGGUGAACGUCGCAGUAACGAUGCUGCGUAACGUAGUUUCAUCACGAUUUUAUCUCCUUACCACAACUUGUUCUUCUAAUACACUUUGAAGCUGCCUUAAGCAACAAGCACCAGACGUCUCACCGUCAUAGACACCCUAAAUUCAUCUACAGUUAGCUGCCGUUCGUAGCAGUUUGUUGCGAUGUCGAUGUUGCCAUAACGAGAAUUACGCGUCAUGUUGUGCAGCCCUAACGUCGAUGAGAUGAACGCCGGACGCCUCAGUCGCUUUAAAGUGCCAAAAAAAAAAACGAUACUGCAUUUCAUCAGGAAAUUAUUAUUAGGACGCUGCAGGCUCUCCUGUCUGUUCAUCCUGACAGCUACAGAUGUUUGGACCCAGCAGCCGCUCUGUGGGAACGGCCCCGGGUUUGUCGCUCGGCUAAGAAAUCAGCCGAGACGUUCUGCUGACGCAUCGCUUAAAACAUUAAUAGCUUUGUGUUUAGUUUUUAAAGGUACAUCUGACUCACCUGGUCUUCACUCACCUCUCCCUCCUGCUACAGUGCUAAGCUGGUUGCUACAGUGGUAAGCUAGUUGCUACAGUGGUAAGCUAGCUGCUACAGUGGUAAGCUAGUUGCUACCGUUGUGAGCUAGCUGCUACAGUGCUAAGCUAGCUGCUACAGUGCUAAGCUAGCUGCUACAGUGGUAAGCUAGCUGUUACAAUGAUAAGCUAGUUGCUACAGUGGUAAGCUAGCUGCUACAGUGAUAAGCUAGUUGCUACAGUGGUAAGCUAGCUGCUACAGUGCUAAGCUAGCUGCUACAGUGCUAAGCUAGCUGCUACAGUGCUAAGCUAGCUGCUACAGUGGUAAGCCAGCUGCUACAGUGGUAAGCUAGCUGCUACAGUUGUAAGCCAGCUGCUACAGUGCUAAGCCAGCUGCUACAGUGCUAAGCCAGCUGCUACAGUGCUAAGCUAGCUGCUACAGUGCUAAGCUAGCUGCUGCACUGCUAAGCUAGUUGCUGCACUGCUAAGCUAGCUUGACACGAGUCGUUGCGUCACCGUCUUCCUGUGCAGUUCUUGUCGUUUGUGUGGAGACGAAACUUAGCGGGAAAAGUUGCUUUAUUAACUAGGAGAUUUCUGUUUAAAAGUAUUAGAAAUGUAACGUCUGGUGUUCAAACGGGUCACAUGACACAGACGUGGAGCUGCAGCAGCCAAGACGCUCUCUCUUUCUGUCUCUCGCCGUGAACGUCAUUGUGAAAAGUCAAAAACCCAGAUUGAAUCGGUUCAGUAAGCAUCAGCUACAGUUCAGCUGGUUUUUAGGCGGACGCCCAAAUCAGAGGUGAGCUUAAAGGACCCCUGAUGCCAUCCAUUUAAAAAUGCCUUGAGUGGACAUUUUCCACUGUUUUGAUAAAUUCAUCCGUUUUCUCUUUUGAUCCAGUUUCUUCUCAAUUUCUCCCCGUUUUCUUUUUCAGUGUCCCAAUAAAAUCAAAGGCGGUACGAGCCUGUUACAGGGUCAGCAGGCGUUAAAAAACGCAAAAAAACAUUGAAAAAACACGGGAGAACUUUUAAUCUAUUUACUUAUUUGUAAAUAUCCCUCCUUCUGCCCCCUUUUCACUCAGUGUUAAAGUUGCUCCUCGUAUGAGUGGAGUUGUGCUUGAAGGCGCCACACCAGGACUGACCAACUGAAAGCGCUCCUCUGAUUAAAGAAACAAUCCUCCAAGAUGAAUUUUCAGAAUCACUUAAGCUCCAACGCCCUUUAGGAAGAGAACCGGUCUUUAACGGUACCCCUCAGCAACUUCUUGGACCCGCGUGGUCGCCCCGUUCAGUUUCCCUCUCUGUGUCCGACCGCAUGCCUCCGUUGUCAUCCUGCUGCCUUUUUCUACCUUUCACUUCUGACAAUCCAGGAAGCUGCUGGUCAGGGCUCUGAGCGCCACAGACGGGUACGAUUACUUCCACGCCACAAACGCAGACUGUGAUUGAAGAGCUUCUGCGCCGCCCCCCCCCCCUGGUUCCGCCAUCCACACGUUCACCGGCCCGCUCUGUACGUACAGGACACAGGCUCCUCUCCGCUGCCGUCUGCUUGCGCGCGCUCCGUACGCCGGCGGCUCGUUUCACGGCGUCGCCGGCCAGAAAGAAAAAAGAUUGUCGUCUAUUUUGAUACCAGAGGAGAUGUUUAUUUUUGUAACGAAGCAGCAGAGACUGACUUAUUCCCCCCCCCCGCCAUCCCCACGUCACCCUACGGCCCGGAUGCUUCCGCGUUUGAUCGGGGCUGAUUUAGAUGUUGAAUAUUUGUGUAAUUGUACAUACAAACUUUUUCUUUCUUUUUUUUUGUUUUUUUUUUAUUUCAGAAGCCCUCGAUGUUAUGAACCUGGCUACAGAGAACCUGUUAGGAGCUGAUUGAUGAAAGCUGAGAGAACUGAGCUCAUGUCCAGGCAGGUGAACCAGCAUGAAUGCAAAUAAAGAACACUUAAAAACCAGCGGAGAACAUUUGAGUUGUGGUCCACUUGGCUCUGCGGCUACGGCGGACGGGUUCCCAUUAAACAUGUGGCUUAUUCCGGUCACACUGCUUCUGUUUCCAGUGAGUUCAGUUCUGCUCAGACUCUUUGUGGACUUCUUACUUUGCUCCCAAGGCUUCCUUUGUUCAGGUUACCGGGUUUAUUGUAAACACUAAGUAAUUUAUAAUCUGUAACAUGGGACAGCUUGUAAGAGGAUGGCGAAUUUGUACGGCUUGUCUCGGACAGUUUUCAGUGAGUAAUGUUUUAAUUAAAGUCACCUGCUUUGUGUUGUGAGUUUC
Molecule: messenger RNA, 6148 nt
Organism: Fundulus heteroclitus (mummichog)
Lineage: Eukaryota; Metazoa; Chordata; Actinopteri; Cyprinodontiformes; Fundulidae
Gene: rnf150b
Product: ring finger protein 150b
Exons: 6
Coding region: 407-1756 (449 amino acids)
Source: RefSeq, a predicted model, not a curated record